GGAAAUUGAUGAAGCAAAUGGAACGAAGCAAAGGAGGCAACUCAAGAAAACAAAAAUGAUACUUAAGCAAGAUCAUCUGCCACAACUGCAAAGAAGCUGCACAUUACAAGUUUGACUGUCUGAAAUUGAAGAAGGAAGAAAAGACCAAGAAGGAAAAGAAGAAGGGGAUGAUGGCCUCUUGGGAAGACCUAGAAAAUGAUUAUGAUGAAGAGGUUGAAUCGGAGACCAAAUUCCAAACAUGUUUCAUGGCCGAUCAAACUGAUGAGGUUUGCCUAGCAUCUAAAAGAAAUGACAACAUGUGGUAUUUGGACAGCGGAUGCUCUAGCCAUAUGACCGGAAGGUCUACAUUCUUCAUCAAGCUAGAUGAGUAUGAUGAAGGGUUUGCAACUUUCGAUGACAAUGGAAAAAGGAAAGAUAGUGGCCAUAGGAAAUAAAGUUGAGUGAAGUCCUCAAGUGAAUCAAGAUAAUGUCGAUUCAGGUCCCUCUAUGGAAACUGUCAGUUCUGUACCUGCUCCUCAGAACGAAGGAGACAUUUAUGUUUUGUCUCCUGAUGAUGCCAGAGAAGUUAGAUCGAUGAACGAUGCAGAACCAAGUCAAGGCUAAGGUGAAUCCUCAUCCCAAAAGCCUAGAGAGUGGAAGUUCUUGAAAAACUACCCACAUGAUUUUAUCAUUAGAGAUCCAUCUCAUGGAGUAACUACAAGAUCCUCAAGAAAGAAAGCCGAAACUAACAAUGUUGCUCUCUUAUCCCAUUCAGAACCUCAAAAUGUAAAGCAAGCUCUUGAAGAUCCCUCAUGGGUAAAGGCCAUGGAAGAAAAGUUAAGUCAAUUCGAAAAGAAUGAGGUUUGGUCUCUCAUACCUUACCCAAAUGGUAAGAAGGUAACGGGUACAAAGUGGAUUUUCAGAAAUAAAUUGGGUGAGGUAAUGCAUAUGCAUCUGAGAUAGAUUAGUGAGCUAGUUUAGUUAGUUUUAGCUUAGUUUCAUGCAUUUUCCUUGUAAUAAACAAGCAUUUGGAUGUCUUAUUUCUUCAUGCAUUAAUGCAUCAAGUACUAGUUAAA
Messenger RNA from Arachis duranensis, 1055 nucleotides. RefSeq lists its product as uncharacterized. The transcript has 3 exons. NCBI's taxonomy places the organism in Eukaryota, Viridiplantae, Streptophyta, Magnoliopsida, Fabales, Fabaceae. The record is from RefSeq and is a predicted model, not a curated record. Bases 168 to 434 code for a protein of 88 amino acids.